Molecule: messenger RNA, 4863 nt
Organism: Biomphalaria glabrata
Lineage: Eukaryota; Metazoa; Mollusca; Gastropoda; Planorbidae
Product: mitofusin-2-like
Exons: 17
Coding region: 249-2513 (754 amino acids)
Biological process (GO): mitochondrial fusion; mitochondrion localization
Cellular component (GO): mitochondrial outer membrane
Molecular function (GO): GTP binding; GTPase activity
Source: RefSeq, a predicted model, not a curated record
CCUGCCAAAUGAAAGUCAUAAAGUGAUAAAGCCUAUCUACCGACUUGUCUACCAUUACAAUCCUACAUAAACAAUCUGACACUAGACUAGACUCUAGAUUUAGAUCUAGAUUCUUAUCUAGAUUCUAGCUAUAGAUAUAGAGUCUAGAUGUCUAGAGAGUUUUAGAAUGAGGUAUAGACUAUUGUUUCAUGGCUGAAGUCUCAGAAAUUUAACAUCUAUAAUUCAUAUAGCUUUGAUGCCGUACUGAUAUGUCUGGGAUUGCUCACAUUAGGAUGGAUGAAGAGGACUUGGAAGCGGCCGCCACUUACCGCAACCUUGGUAAUGGUCAUGGACAAGAGUCGGCCCUUCAGCUCUUUGUUAAUGCAAAAAAGAAAAUAAACGAUAUAUUUCGUAAUAUUGGUCAAUAUGUUUGUGAAGCAGAUAAAUUUGUCAGAGAUGUGUCCAGCUCUGUUGACAUCACAACUUUGGUAUCUGAAGAGAACAUCAAGACAGUGAAAGGGUUCAGAGAAAAAAUUGAUGGUAUUGCUGAAGUGUUGUCUAGAGACCAUAUGAAAGUUGUCUUUUUUGGAAGAACAUCUAAUGGGAAAAGCACUGUAAUCAAUGCUAUGUUGAGAGACAAAAUUUUACCAAGUGGCAUCGGGCACACUACCCAUUGCUUUAUCCAAGUCGAAGGGACUGAUAGUAAAGAAGCCUCUUUAAGGACAGAAGAAUCAGAUGAACCCAAAAGUAUUAAAGAUAUAAAACAGUUAGCUAGUGCUCUUAGCACUGUGAAGUUGUCGCAGAACUCUCUGAUUCGCAUCCUUUGGCCUAAAGACAAAUGCAGGCUAUUGAGAGAGGAUGUUGUUUUAGUGGACAGCCCUGGUAUAGAUGUCACGCCAGAUCUAGACACCUGGAUUGACAAGUUUUGUCUGGAUGCUGAUGUCUUUGUGCUGGUUGCGAACGCAGAGUCAACACUAAUGCAGACGGAAAAAAAUUUUUUUCACAAAGUGAGCUCCAGAUUAUCUCAGCCCAAUAUCUUCAUCCUUCAAAACAGAUGGGAUGUGUCGGAGAUGGAGGAAGACAUUGAAGCGGUCAAACAGCAGCAUAUAGAAAGAAACACAGAGUUUUUAGCAGAUGAGUUAAAUGUGACUGACAAAAGAUCCGCUAAAGACAGGGUCUUUUUUGUAUCUGCUCGAGAAGCUUUAGCCUCAAGGUUGAACUGUGACAAAGGGAUAGCUACACCUGAGCGCAUUCUUCUACCUGGUUUUCAAGCACGACUAUUUGAAUUUGCUAAUUUUGAAAAAGAAUUUGAGGUAUGUAUCUCUCAGUCGGCAGUGAAGACCAAAUUUGAGCAGCACACAAAGAGAGCACAUUUAAUUAAUAGUGAAAUACGCUCUGUCAUGGAGGAGGCCUACACUAAGAGUCUAACCUUACAAGAUGAACAGUUGCAACUACGUAAAGACAAGUCUGAGCGUCUAAAUAGACUAGAUAAACAACUUGAUAGUUUGACCAGCGAAGUCAAAACCAAAAUUCGAAAUGUUGUGGAUGAAGUGGAACGAAAGGUUUCCUCAGCUUUAAAUGAUGAAAUCAGGCGUUUAUCGUUACUUGUUGAAGAGUUUGAAAGACCAUUUCAUCCAGACCCUAUGCUUUUGAAUAUUUACAAAAAGGAACUCCAUAAUCACAUUGAGCAAACACUAGGGAGAAAUCUCCAGGCCCGAUGCUCAACAUUGGUCAUACAAGCCGUAGAUGCCACACAAAUGAAUAUGACAGAACGUCUUGGGGAGAUACUGCCAGCGGAAAACAAACAGCAGUUGCUGAAUUUAAUACCCAAGAGGGACUUUGAAAUUGCUUACCGGUUAGAUUGCCGCAACUUGUGUGCAGGUUUCCGUGAGGAUAUUGAGUUUAGAUUUUCUUUGAGCCCGACUGCUUUGAUGCAGAGGUUUCUAGGCAUCAAAGGUCACCUACAGGAUCUCAGUGCUGCACCGAAUGUUGUCCGUGGCACAGUUGGUGGAGACAAUAACCAGCCUAUACCACUACGAGGGGACAGUGACCUGUUAAUCUCUCUCCUGGCCACAUUCGCCUCCCUGACCUCAAGGUCAACAUUGGGAGCAGCAGUUGUUGUUGGUCUGGUAGCCAAGACAGCUGGAUGGAAGGUAAUAGUAGUUACUGGUGCCCUCUAUGGAGGUGUUUAUCUUUAUGAGCGCCUCACAUGGACCUCAAAGGCCAGAGAAAGAGCUUUCAAACAACAGUAUGUAGACUAUGCCAGCAGCAAGCUUCGACUCAUCAUAGACUUGACCAGUUCUAAUUGUAGUCACCAAGUUCAGCAGGAGCUAACUUCAUCAUUCGCCCGUCUGUGUCACCAUGCAGAUGUAACCAAAUCUAACCUUGAGUCUGAGAUCAAAGAGGUUGAUAAAAGUUUAUCAGUGAUAAAAGAAAUAUCAGCCAGAGCCAAGACAUUGAGAAACAAAGCUGAUUUCUUUGAUCAAGAACUGAAAGGUUUUGUACUGCAGUUUCUCAGUCACUCAGGACUUUGACAGAAUCUCCUGAGAAAUUGAAAUAUUGAGCAGAAUUUUCCCCACUAUUGUUAUUCCUGAUACCAGUGGUGAUGUAUUCAUUGCAGUCAUUGAUAGUGUGCUACUCUUUGUGUGUAUGCAUGAUAUAUGUGUGGUGUAUGCAAACACUGAUAAGCUGUAGAAUUAUCAUUAAAGGAGCUGUUUAGUUUUUAGGCAAUAUGAAUGUCUGUUGUCAGUGUUGAUACCGAAAGGAAACUGAGACUUGUAUAAGUACCACAUAAAAGAAAUAAUCUUUCAUUUUGUCCUUAUUGAAAAGUUGUACAAUCUUCAGUACUCAAAAAAAAAUUCUGAACGUGUUUCGCUGAGAGUGAUAAUUUAGUUCACAGGAUUUCAAGCUUUGAUUUAUUGUUGAUUUAAUUUAUUCUUGGCAUCCUUACCCUUGUAGAAAACAUUGGCAGAUAACUCCCACCAGUACAUGGUCUUUGUCUUUUGUGUUUAUUGGCCUUACUUUCUUAUUUUUUAAUUCUAAGAGCAAUAUACACAGAGGCAUAAAUAGUUUUGUAUUUGAUCGGGAUUCAUUUAAUAUUGCAUACGUUAUGUAUUACUACAAAGCUUUUAAAAUAAGUUGCUCAGGUGUGAAAGUUAUUAAAAAAAAAACUCAUUUUCUGAACUAAAAUUAUUCAAGGUUACUCGUUUUAACUUUGACAGUGCUCUGAGAUUUCAUAACAUUGCUGCACAGAAAUCACCUCAUUAAAAGCAUAACUAAAUUCUUAAAAAGGAAAACAUUAGCUGGAAAUUAUCGUGAUGAUAAAUUAAGUACCAGAUAAUGAAAAAUCAUGGCUUGAACGCCUUAUCAAUAAUAAUAAUAAUAAUAGUAAUCUUUAUUAUCCAUAAGGAAAUUUGUUUUACAAUGUGUGCAUUACACCAAACAAAGCUGUAUCUUUUAAGAAAUGUAAUAUUAUAAGUAUAAUGGUGUGUGUCUGUAUAUUGUGUUAUCUUUAUCUAUCAAGCUCUUGAUAUAAUUGUAUACAAAUAAUUAUUUGUUCCUUCAAAAAAAAAUGAACCAUUUUUUUGUUUGUAUGUACAUAGUAGGAAACGUCACGCAAAAAAUAAAUUCUGUUUUUGCACUGCAUCAGUUUUGUGGUUUUCAAACUAAAUGCACAUGGCCAGGUUGUAGCUGAGUUAGAAAGUGAACAUAUUUUUAUUUGCAGCAAUAGUAAUUUAUUAUGUGCAAGAGUAAAACUUUGUUUCGCUAUUUAUUGAUCCAUGAUUUUGUUUCACUCUAUACUUUAAAAUGAAUUUUAACAAGUUGUAGCUUGAAUGUGGUAACUUCUGAUACCAGUAUAGUUUAGAAUCCAGUGAACGGAGAGAAAGAGAGAGCAGCACAAUACAUACAGUCGAAAUAUUGAAAUCUAAAACUUUUAAAAAGAUAAUAAAUAAUAUAUAAAUAUAUGUAUAUCUUUAAUAUAAGUAUAUUUUUUUUACUUCUAGUUAGAAUUAGAGUAAUCUGUGGAGAUUUUGUGACGUAACUUUGCUCCAUCCAAGCUCUAGAAAUCUUUUGGUUGUAACAGACAUAAUAUCUUUAUUUGUUUUAUUUUUUAUAAGCUUUGUAUUUCUAUAAUGCAUAGAUUCCUAGCUAGUGUCUUUCACUGUUAAAAGUUAAUUAGUAAAUUUUGUUUAUUUUAGAUAAAAAUCUAGUUUAUUUUGGUUUCUAUGAGAUGACAUCCGUUAUUUAAUACAGUUCAUUAUUUUUAAACACUGCCAAAGAUAAAGAUGAAAAAUAAUUGUUCCCUAUAAAUUAUUAAGGAAACAAAACAAACUUUAUUUGCUUGCCUUAAAUAAACUUCUUGGCCUUUGUUUCUUUGUUAUCUAGUAAUCAACGUUAGGUUUUUAUUUUAUAAAGAUUCUUUACAUUAUUUUUAGAUACUUUUAGUUCAUUGGCAUUAACUUUAUUAUUUUUAUUUUUUUUGGCAUUUUUUAACAUUUAUUGUUGCCUAAGCUUCCUAUAUAAAUAGCCAGGCAGGAAACUAAUAAGUCAUAUGAUGCAUUAAGCUGUAGUGAGCUAGGAGCAUAGAGCUAUUUAGAGAUACCAUUAGAACUGGCAAAAGUCCAUGAUUGAGGGGGAAAAAAAAGAAAAUUUAAAAUCAAGGGAGACAAUUUAAAAUAUGUAAAAAAAAAAAAAAAAAAAAAAAAAAGCUACCUGUACUUAUCUGAUUAUGUGGAAUUCAGUAAGUUGUGGAUGAAGAGUUUAUACCAGUCCUUUGAAAUUGUGUGUAUUUAUACAUGAAAUAUAAGUAUUUAGGUAUGGAUCAUAUUUUUGUCUACAAUUCAAUGUUCUUAUAUUUCAAGAAUACAUUUCUUAUACAAUGGA